UUCCCCGCCGCGCUCCCGCAGCACCGGCACCCCAGAAAAAACUGCUUAGACAAUCUAAUGGAUGAAGAUGAGAAAGACAGGGCAAAGAGGGCUUCGCGUAACAAGUCUGAGAAGAAGAGGCGUGAUCAGUUCAAUGUUCUCAUCAAAGAGCUCAGCUCCAUGCUUCCAGGCAACACCCGCAAAAUGGACAAAACUACUGUGCUGGAAAAAGUCAUUGGCUUUCUGCAGAAACACAAUGAAGUCUCAGCACAGACGGAGAUUUCUGAAAUUCAGCAGGACUGGAAGCCUUCAUUUCUCAGCAACGAAGAAUUCACCCAGCUGAUGUUGGAGGCAUUAGAUGGCUUCAUUAUAGCAGUAACCACAGGUGGAAGCAUCAUCUACGUGUCUGACAGCAUCACACCUCUUCUAGGGCAUUUACCAUGUGAUGUCUUGGAUCAGAAUUUGUUAAAUUUCCUCCCAGAACAAGAACAUUCAGAAAUUUAUAAGAUGUUAUCUUCUUGUAUGCUUAUGACAGAUUCUGCCUCAUCGGAUUACCUAAAAACUGACAAUGAACUAGAGUUUUAUUGUCAUCUUCUGAGAGGAAGUUUGAACCCAAAGGAAUUUCCAACAUAUGAAUACAUAAAAUUUGUAGGAAAUUUUCGGUCUUACAGCAAUGUGCCUAACUCCACUUGCAAUGGCUUUGACGAGGCUGUCCCAAGGGCUUACAGAACAUCCCCGGGAAAGCAGAUCUGCUUCGUUGCGACGGUUCGUUUGGCAACGCCUCAGUUUUUAAAGGAGAUGUGCAUCGUGGAAGAACCUCUAGAGGAAUUCACAUCAAGACACAGUCUGGAGUGGAAAUUUUUAUUCCUGGAUCACAGAGCACCGCCGAUUAUAGGAUACUUGCCUUUUGAAGUGCUGGGUACUUCUGGCUACGACUAUUACCAUAUAGAUGACCUAGAGCUGCUAGCAAGGUGCCAUGAACACUUGAUGCAGUUUGGCAAGGGGAAGUCGUGCUGCUAUCGGUUUCUGACCAAAGGACAGCAGUGGAUCUGGCUCCAGACCCAUUACUACAUCACCUACCACCAGUGGAACUCUAAGCCAGAGUUCAUUGUGUGCACACACAUGGUGGUAAGUUAUGCAGAUGUUCGGGUGGAGAGGAGACAGGAGAUGGGCUUGGAAGAAGUGUCCUCAGAGGUUGUGUCCUCAGCACUAAAGGACAGUGGCGCCAGCUUGGAUCCUGAACAGCACUUUAAUGCACUUGAUAUUGGUGCCUCAAUCCUCAGCGCUAGUCGGACACCCUCAGUAUCAUCCAGGAGCUCACCAAAAUCUUCCCACACACCCAAGUCCGACCCAGCAUCUACACCAACAAAGCUGAUUGCAGAGUCUAACACUCCCCUGCCAAGAACACCGAGCACGCAGCAGGAUUUAUCUGUACAUAGACUCAGUCAACCUACUACUCUUCAGGUUUCUUUGCCUUCUCAGCCUCCAUGUGAGCUUCUCCCACAGCAGUUGCUGCCUCAAGCAACUCUGCAAAAUCAGCCUGCACCUCUGGCACAGUUCUCGGCACAGUUCAGUAUGUUCCAGACCAUCAAGGACCAGCUAGAGCAGCGGACCCGGAUCCUGCAGGCCAACAUCCGGUGGCAGCAGGAGGAGCUCCAGAAGAUACAGGAGCAGCUCUGCCUGGUCCAGGACUCCAGCGUACAGAUGUUCCUACAGCAGCCGACGGUGUCCCUGAGCUUUAGCAAUACUCAGCAGCCAGAGCCACAACAGCUACAGCAGAGGUCGGGGGCCAUUUCUCAGCAGCAGCUUGUCCCCAGUCCUCAACUUCAAGGGCAAAUUGCAUCUUCGCAAACAGCGAACCAGCAAGCACUGAGAGAAGCAAGCGUGAUAUCCAGCCAGGGCCCGAAGGCGGCGAGGAGCGCGGAGCUGGCGACGGGCGGCGGCCGCCCCCCCGCGGCGCCCCCGCCCUUCGCCGCAGCCCCCGCCGGCGGCGGCACCGCGGCGCCCCCUGCCGGCCCGCCCGCCCCCGGCUGCAGCCACGACCAGCAGCUCAGGCUGUUGCUCAGCCAGCCUAUUCAGCCCAUGAUGCCUGGGUCCUGUAAUGCAAGACACCCUUCAGACCUCAGCGUGGCGGGAUCCCAGGCUAAGUAUUCUCAAACCCAACAAAUGUUUCAAAGUUUGGAAGUGCAGACUUCCAGCAGCAGCUCUCCAAUCGUACUGAUGGGACAAGCAGUGUUAAACCAAGGGUUUGCCACUACACCUCCUUCCCAGCCAUCCUCUCUGCCACCUAUGCAACUCCAGCACCAACAGCAUCAGCAACAACGCUACCUGCAGGUGCAAACACCAAGUUCUUUGCACAAUGAGCAACCUGAUUCUUUGCUCCUGCCAUCUUACUCGCCACAGCAAGGAAAUAUGGGGUAUCAUCAGACACAGCAGCAGCAGCAGCAGCAACUAACGUCAAGAAGAAGCAAUAGCUUAUCAGAAUCAUCAAAUUUACCACAGCCACUGCGAUAGAGUCCCACCAGCACAAUCAAUGCACGAUUAGCUUUAACCAAUGGGCACAUGGGGCAGAAGAGAAUGACUUUGUACUUACUGUUUUG
Molecule: messenger RNA, 2579 nt
Organism: Gymnogyps californianus (California condor)
Lineage: Eukaryota; Metazoa; Chordata; Aves; Accipitriformes; Cathartidae
Gene: NPAS2
Product: neuronal PAS domain protein 2
Biological process (GO): regulation of transcription by RNA polymerase II; circadian regulation of gene expression
Cellular component (GO): CLOCK-BMAL transcription complex; nucleus; cytoplasm
Molecular function (GO): RNA polymerase II cis-regulatory region sequence-specific DNA binding; protein dimerization activity; DNA-binding transcription factor activity, RNA polymerase II-specific
Source: RefSeq, a predicted model, not a curated record